Colletotrichum phormii is the source of this 297-nucleotide messenger RNA. RefSeq lists its product as uncharacterized. Bases 1 to 297 code for a protein of 98 amino acids. The transcript has 2 exons. The record is from RefSeq and is a predicted model, not a curated record. NCBI's taxonomy places the organism in Eukaryota, Fungi, Ascomycota, Sordariomycetes, Glomerellales, Glomerellaceae.
AUGACUGCCGCGUACUGCGAAGCAGCGAAAUGCAUGCAGGCUGCCAGCGCCAGGAAAAAGCCAAGCCAUGCUGCCAUGCUCAUUGUGUUUCUUUUCUGCUACGGCAGCCGCCGCCAGCCAGUCAGGCCCGUCGACAAUCCGGGGUGCCAGGCCAAGCCCCCAGGGCCUCCCUCCCUGCCAGCAAACCAUCGCAAGGCCCUCAUUCGCUCCUGGCGCCAACACAAGUCUCGCCUGUCUGCCAGGUACACGGGUACCAGCAGCGCUGGCCAGCCGCCGGAGAACUCUGGGCCUCAUUGA